UGUUAAUCUUAAUUAUUGCUCAUUUGCUCGACGCUCAACUUUACUACUCGAGUAGUGAGUAGUACUCACUGAGUACCCGCCUAACCGCCCGGAGGUACGUCGAGGUUCAAGCCGUUCAAGGGUCUGUUAGCAAAAACAAAAUAUAAAAAUGCCGAAUACCCGUUACACACACGCUGUGGUAAAUCGUUUGCCACGAUCGUUGAGAGACCGACAGCCGACAUUGGACUACGAUCGAGCCAAACGGCAACACGAAAACUACGUUAAAGCCCUGCGAGAUGUUGGUCUUGAUGUGAUCGAAAUGCCAGCAGACGAGGAUACACCGUGGUGUGUUUUUGUUGACGACACGGCAUUCGUGUGUAACGGCACGGCRAUCAUCACAAAGCCCGCAGAGCCCGAGAGAGCAAAAGAAGUUGAAGCAGUAAGAGCGGUGUUGAAGAAAGAAAUUGGAUUGCCUAUUGUUGAGAUAUCUGAUAAAUCUGCAAAAUUACAUGGAAGCGAUAUAUUAUUUACAGGUCGAGAAUUCUUUAUUGGAAUAACAAAAUGGACUAAUGAAUCAGGAGCAUGUGCAGUUGCUUCUGCUUUUCCUGAAUAUCCUUGUACUCCAAUUAAGGUUACAGAAAAUAAACAUCUAAAAACAAUUGUGUCAAUGGCGGGACCAGAUCUUAUAUGUGUGGGCUCWAGUGAUUCUUCAAAAAAUGUUUUGAAGAGAUUAGAAAGAGAAGCUACUUAUAGCUACCAAGUUCUUACAUUACCUGAAGAUGAAGCUGCUAAUGUUAUGUAUAUUAAUGGUACAUUAUUACAUCGGUCAGCCAAAGAAAUACCAUUAUCAUUCAGUGUUCUAAUGGAGAAAAUUACUGAUUUUACUCUUCAAGCAAUAGAUAUUUCUGAACUUCUAAAAUGUGAAGGAGCUAACUUAAAUUCAUGUUGCCUUUUAGUCAGACGUACAAAACAUAUUCGAAGCUUAUAAUUUGCUAUUAAGUUAUACAAUUCAUUCCACUAUAUCAGUAUUAUAAAUUUAUAAAUAACACUUCUCAUGACCAACAUAUUUAUAUAUACACACAUAAUCACAUAAA
Messenger RNA from Diuraphis noxia (Russian wheat aphid), 1073 nucleotides. Its product is annotated as N(G),N(G)-dimethylarginine dimethylaminohydrolase 1. Gene Ontology annotation, molecular function: amino acid binding; dimethylargininase activity. The record is from RefSeq and is a predicted model, not a curated record. Gene Ontology annotation, biological process: positive regulation of nitric oxide biosynthetic process; arginine metabolic process. Lineage: Eukaryota; Metazoa; Arthropoda; Insecta; Hemiptera; Aphididae.